CGAUGAAGUUGUUGAAAAAAUACAUUGAAAGGGAUAGAUCUGGAUGGGUCACCCUUCUACCACAAGAGGAUGAAGAUCUCUGGCAUUGUUACAAUUUGAUAGGCCCAGGCGAUGAGAUUAGAGCUCCUGCUAUCCGUCGGGUCGUUAACACCUCUUCUACCGGCUCUACAGACUCACAGAGGGUUAGGUUAACUCUCACUAUACGAGUGGAGAAGACUUUCUUUAGCCCUUCUGCCACCUCCACCACAGAAGCUGCUCCAGGUACAUCCAAUCAGCCACCACAGAAUGCACAGCUCCAGAUUUCAGGUAGAGUUACUAGUGAGAAUCCUCAUGUAAAACUUGGCGCAUUCCACACUCUCGACUUGGAAUCCUUGAGGGAUUUCAAGCUCGGUAAAGGUCCUGGCGGCUGGGAUACCAUCAAUAUACAGCGUGUAGAGGAAGCUAGCGCUGAAGGUGCAGGUGCUGAAGUCGCUGCUAUCCUUAUCGGUGAAGGAAACGCCGCUAUUUGUCUCCUCACAAAUCACAUGACCGUCGUUAAACAGAGGAUUGAUGCUCAGAUUCCUCGCAAACGCAAGGGUAUGUCGUCAGCUCAUGAGAAAGCGACUGAGAAAUUUCACGAUCAAUUAACAGCUGCAUUCGUCAAACAUAUAUUACCACUGAGCACUAAUCUUCGAGUCAUACUCUUCGCAGGCUCAUCAUUCCCUCGAGACUCCUUCCUCAAAACAAUGCUCGAGAAUGCUCAACAUAAUGGUGAUAAAACUAUACUGGCGCUUCGGCCGAAGUUCCUCAAAGUCAACACUGGUUCUGCGAAUGUACACGCUCUCAAUGAAGCCCUCAAAAGUCCGGAAGUCGCUGCACAACUAAAAGACACGAAGUUUGCAAGAGAAGGUAUGAUGCUCGAUAAGUUUAAUAAGAUGCUCGUUACUGAUGAGAAUCGUGCUUGGUAUGGUCCCGAUCACGUACAGAAAGCUAUAGAUAGAGGUGCUGUUGGUACGCUGCUUAUUUCGGACUCUCUAUUUAGAUCACAAGAUAUUGCAGAACGUAAGCGAUUUGUAAAAAUGGUCGAGGAUGUUAGGGAAUUGGGUGGUACUGAAGUACUUAUCUUCAGUGCAAUGCACGAAUCUGGUCAUAAGCUUGACUUAUUGUCCGGAAUCGCCGCACUUCUGACAUAUCCACUUGAUAUUGAAAUGGUUGAGAUGGAAGAGGAAGACGAAAAAGCAGCACAAGAAGCGCAACAGUAGAUUGUGUUUGCAAAAAAAAGUAUACAUUCCGAAGAUUUUCGUAUAGAGUUAUGUAAUACAAUCAACUUUAAUGAUGUUACGAAUGGAGAAAGCUUAUGCUUGUGAUUGUGGUUGCUGCUGGAGUGGAGAAGGAGCAGCUUGGAUUUUGUUUUCGUAUGUCUCUUGAACAUUUUCAUAUGGUUUCAUUGGUUGAAGACCCCACUUUUCGAACAAUUCGGCGUCUUGGUCCUUUUCAACACCGUCUGUUGUAAGCAUAUAUCCGGAGAAGAUGGCAUUGGCACCUGACAUGAAGCACAUUGCUUGCUCUGCAUCGGUAAACAUCUUUCUACCUGCAGCUAUUCUAACGAUUGACUUUGGCAUAACGAUUCUUGCGGUAGCGAUCGUUCUAACGACUUCUUCGAUUGCUACUGGGACGUUGUUCUCCAAUGGUGUACCCUUGAUUGGAACCAAGGCAUUGACUGGGAAGGAUUCUGGAUGUUCUGGCAACCUCGAGAGUUCCCAGAUAAGACCUACUCUAUCCUCUUGUUGUUCACCUAAUCCGAGAAUACCACCUGAACAGACACUGAUUCCUGCAUCUCUGACAUUUGCAAUAGUGCUCAAUCUAUCUUCAUAUGAGCGUGUGGUGAACCUCUGGAUAGUAUUCCCUUGAGGUAUCCAAAUUGU
Messenger RNA from Wallemia mellicola CBS 633.66, 1904 nucleotides. RefSeq lists its product as hypothetical. The annotation marks the transcript as partial. Gene Ontology annotation, biological process: ribosome disassembly; nuclear-transcribed mRNA catabolic process, non-stop decay; RNA surveillance. The transcript is spliced from 10 exons. Lineage: Eukaryota; Fungi; Basidiomycota; Wallemiomycetes; Wallemiales; Wallemiaceae. Gene Ontology annotation, cellular component: cytoplasm. The record is from RefSeq and is a predicted model, not a curated record.